This is a messenger RNA of Vespa velutina, 3245 nucleotides long. Its product is annotated as ataxin-7-like protein 1. The record is from RefSeq and is a predicted model, not a curated record. NCBI's taxonomy places the organism in Eukaryota, Metazoa, Arthropoda, Insecta, Hymenoptera, Vespidae. The transcript has 5 exons. Bases 792 to 2885 code for a protein of 697 amino acids.
AAUAAAAAAAAAAAAUAAAAAAAAAAAAGAAAAAAAAAAAAAAAAAAAAAAAAGAAAUAAAGAAACAAAAAAAGAAAAAGAAAAAAAAUUUCCAUUCGAAUUUCCCCACUCUGUUAAGAGGAACGACCGAGGGAACCAAUGGGAAUGUUCGAAGUAUUCAUAUGGUCGACCGAGAGCACGCGAUUGGUCAAUAAGAUUCGCGCUCGUGGUAUAAAUUGUGCGCCAUCUUGCGUCCCAAUGGAGUCGACCAAUCCCACGUUUUAGUUAGUCCAUACUAGCCGUAGCUUAUCGGCAGCACAUGCAGAGAAGCGUGUGUUUGUGUUACUUUGGUCAUAGCGUUGACAAAACGCUAGAAGAAAGAAUUAAUAUAAUAAUUUAUCAAUAAAAUGUUAAAAGAACGUACGUGAUGUCGUUCGUAUAUUUCAUCUGAUACUUCUUUCAAGAAUUGUGAGAGAAGAAAAGAAAGAGGGAGAGAAAGAGAAAGAGAAAGAGAGAAAGAGAGAGAGAGAGAGAAAGAAAGAAAGAGAAAGAGAAAGAGAGAGAGAAAGAUUGUAAGAGAAAGAGAUAGACAGAUUGUGUUUUAUCGUACUAUAGGGUGCCCAAUGAACGCGUUUCACCGGCGUACGAGGAAAACGGUGAAACGAAAGAAAGAAGAACGAUUAUUGAGACAGCCACUUCGUACCUGACAAUCCGAGAACGCGGAACAUUCCGAAAAACAACGUUAUCGUUUUGCUCUAUAUACUCGUGAGAGAACGCAUCGUGUUUCAUUGACAACGCGAGCGCCACUGGCAAUGUCGGGAAGUGACAGUCCAACGUUUUUUCACGGCCAACCCUGGUCCAACUGGAUCGAAAGAAUCGGAAGGGAUAAACCAUUAAGCGAUGAAGAAUCAGAAACAAAACCAACGAGUACAGUCACUCGUCUUUCUGCAGAAGACAUCGAUCUGUAUGGAUUCUGUCCAGAAAGAGAUACUUUUUAUGGAGUGGUCUGUGAGAUAUGCAACUCCAUAGUAAAACCACAAGCUCUUAUUCAGCAUAUGGAGAGUCGACAUCCUAGUGGUACGGCCAAUUUUCCACCCCCAUCUGUACCCACAACGAAACCUCCAGUAAAGACGCCAUAUUGCAAAGUAUCUAAAUUAAAGAAGACUCAACCGGCGUCAGCUCAAAACUCGAGUGGUACCAAAGUGAUUCAUACGUCAGUGAAACGAACUUCGUCGACAGAGCAACAGCAGCAGCAGCAGCAGCAGCAACAACAACAACAACAACAACAGCAGCAGCAGCAACAACAACAACAGCAACAGCAACAACAGCAACAACAGCAACAGCAGCAACAACAGCAACAACAACAACAACCUAAUAGUACCUCAUCAACGUCGUUACCAGUUUCAUCCUCACCUAGAUCACCAUUAGAAACAACAUUACAAACCGUACAAACAGCUACCACCAGUACAAGCAGUGGUUCACUGGCAUCGUCAAGUCCAGUUAAAAGUCCUGGUACCAGUGGACAAACCAGACGAAAAAGGCUUAAAACGGAUCGUUCGCUCCUCAAAGAUCGCGAAUAUGAUCCUGAUCGGCACUGUGGCGUAUUAAAUGAGGAAACAGGGAAACCAUGUACGAGGUCACUCACAUGCAAAGCCCAUACAGUAUCUUUACGUCGUACCGUCAUUGGUAGAAGCAAAACGUUCGAUAAAUUACUCGCGGAGCAUAGGGCAGCAAAGGAAGUACCGAGUAAUACAAGGACAACGAAAUUAUCAGUAACUGGUACAGUCGUACCAUUGUCAUCACCAACGAUCAAUCCAACGUCAUUGACAACAAAUGCUUCUACCACAAAUGUUGAUUCCGAAGCACCAAGUUCGCCACCUGUAUUAUCAUUGCCGGACACCUAUCCACUGCCAAAGACGAAGCUCGAAGAGGAGUUCGGUAACGAGGAACUACGGAGCCUGGAGUCGUCCUUGGUCGAAGCAAGCGCGUCCACGUCAGGUUCACAGACCACCGCGCAAUCUUCUUCGGGUUCGAUGAUGAUGGGUCCUAUAUCGGUGGUCUUGCCAUCGCUCUCGCCGUUGCCAACGAAUCAACAGGAGGAUUCAACGGUGGUGGCUACCUUGAUACAAACUGCUACACCAGCACUAACGACAACAUCGCAAUCGGCUACGGCUACGGCAGCGGCAUCGGCAUCCGCAUCGGUUUUGUCGACGACGUCGUUAACUUCGAUGAUGGUCUCACCGAUGGCAGUUGUAUCCAACGACGUACCAUCACCUACGGCAACCGGUGGUACACCAACGUCUGUACCAACGGCAAUCGCAACACCAACGACAGCACCGUCGACGACGCCUAAUGCGACGACAACUUCGACCACAACGCCUCCGCAUAAUUCGAACGCCAUUACGGGCUCUCUAGUUGAUCAUGAAAAUUCUCUCGACGUAGUCGAUCCGGACGAUCCAAUUGGCAGUAUAUAUUCCGCCGCUUUCAAGGACGACAAAACAUUGUCGUCAUUACGUUCGAACAAUCUUUUAUUAUCGCCAUUGUCAAGGAGUUCCUAUCAUCGGCAGCUUCAACAAGCUUCCUCGAUGCCAACCUUGAAUCUUUUCGAACCCGUAGUCGAUCAACUCGAACAACGUAACGCUGCUCCGAUAAAUGGUAAAAGAUUCAAUCAUAGUAAUCGUACGAGCCCGUUACCAGGUACAAGAUCAAGCAAAAGAAGCAAACAGGAUUAUCAACAUCGUCAGGAUUAUUCUACGUCUAUACAACUCGAGGCUACUACUACCUCAACGCCUUAUCCUAAUUUCGGUGAUAUUACUUGGUCGAACUGUCAUCCUGAACCACUGGCCGUUAGCCGGUGGCUUCGUAUUACGUCCAGCCGUAAGCAGUACAACUUUAAUAUUCACUGACACAAGACCCCACCUACUCCGGGCUAAGGGACGAACAUUUUUCUGCUUUUCCAUUUCAUAGUUCGAUAGUUCUUUUUUCUCUCUCUCUCUCUCUCUCUCUCUCUCUCUCUCUCUCUCUCUCUCUUUCUCUCUCUCUCUCUCUCUCUCUCUCUCUCUCUCUCUCUUUUUAUUUCUUUUUUCCUUCUUUUUUUUCCCUUCCUUCAUCAAUAUUCUGAAGCCUGCAGGAGAAGGGACGGUCUUUGUAAUGCAUCGUCGUUUCUUAAUUUUCUUUUUUUUCUUUCUUUUUUUUUUUUUUUUUCUUUUUAUUCUUCUUAUUUUUUUCUUUUCUUUUCUUUUUUUUUUCUACUUUUAUUUUUAUUA